Mesorhabditis belari is the source of this 219-nucleotide messenger RNA. The record is from the annotation of a GenBank genome assembly. Lineage: Eukaryota; Metazoa; Nematoda; Chromadorea; Rhabditida; Rhabditidae.
AUGUCGACAAGGAAGCGGCCAUUUGAACAAGCGCCCCAAACAUCUCAAGUAUUCGCUCAGAAAAUCCAAUCAAAUCGUGGGAUCAGCACUGACGACGAGGAAAACGUUCACAGUCCAUUGGAGAAACGCUCUCGUACCCAAGCUCGUCCUCGUGUCUGCUUGAAAUGUCUUGCUGGUGAGGGUGGCCAUAUCACGCAUAUUCUACAAGAGAUGCCCAUU